AGAUGGUUGCCUUUGGGAAAAAGUUGAAAGAAAGACAAAUUGAGGAAUGGCAAGGAUUUUACAUAAACUACAAACUUAUGAAGAAACGAGUAAAGCAAUAUGCUCAACAAAUUGAACUCGGAACACAAGAUCGACACUACGUUCUCAAGGAUUUCUCAAGAAUGCUUGAUAAUCAGAUUGAGAAGACUGUCCUUUUCCUGUUGGAACAACAAGGACAUUUGGCAAGCAGGAUAGCGAAGCUGGGAGAGCAGCAGGAUGCUGCUCAGCAAGAGCCUGAAAUAAGCAAAAUGUCUGAACUCAGAGAAGCUUAUAGAACAGUUGGACAAGAUCUAUUAAAGCUUCUCUAUUUUAUAGAGAUAAAUGCUGUUGGUUUGAGAAAGAUCUUGAAGAAGUUUGAUAAACGCUUCGGCUAUAGAUUUACUGAUUACUAUGUUAAGACUCGCGCAAACCAUCCUUAUUCCCAGCUGCAACAAGUGUUCAAGCAUGUGGGGUUAGGAGCUGUUGUAGGAGCCUUAUCUCGCAACCUUCACGAACUUCAGGACCGUCAAGGAAGCUACUUAUCAAUUUAUGAUCAGCCUACUCUUCCCCUUCAGGAUCCUGUCAUAGAUUCAAUAAGAGCAGCUGUUGAUAGGUUAACUCACUCAACCAAUUUCCUAAACUUUUUGGGGCAACAUGCACUCAUUAUGCAAGAAGAGCUGCCUGCACCAUCUGAUGAGCAUGUUGACGAUCAGAGAUACCAUUUUAUGUCGCUUCUACUAAACUUGGCUAACACGUUUUUGUAUAUGGUCAAUACAUAUAUUAUUGUCCCUACAGCAGAUGAUUACUCUACGAACCUUGGGGCUGCACCAACAGUUUGCGGUAUUGUUAUUGGGGCAAUGGCCGUUGCUCAGGUGUUUUCCUCAGUAUAUUUCAGUGCCUGGUCAAAUAAAUCAUACUUCAGACCUCUUGUAUUCAGCAGCAUAAUUCUUUUUCUUGGCAAUACCUUGUAUGCCUUAGCAUAUGAUCUUAAUUCAAUAUGGAUUCUCCUAAUUGGUCGUCUUUUCUGUGGAUUUGGUUCAGCCAGAGCUGUCAACCGACGCUACAUCAGCGACUGUGUUCCCUUAAAAAUACGCAUGCAAGCAUCAGCAGGUUUUGUUAGUGCCAGUGCUCUCGGAAUGGCUUGUGGUCCUGCAUUAGCUGGCUUACUGCAGAUAAAGUUUAAGAUUUACAAUAUUACAUUUAAUCAAGAUACUUUGCCAGGGUGGGUUAUGAUGGUUGCUUGGCUGAUAUAUUCAAUAUGGUUGUGGAUCGCUUUUGAGGAACCUUGUCGUGAUUUUGAAGAGAACCAUACAAUACCUCAAUCUAAUGCUAUUGCUGUAGACAACAAUGCACUUGAAAAAGGCUUAAAACAACCGUUGAUGAUUAGUUCAGAAGAUAAGGGAGAUGAAGAUGGUGAUCAGGAUUAUGAUGAUAGUGAAGAAGUUCCAGAGAAAUCUCGUCUGCCAGCCACUUCAAUUGGAUCGGCAUAUAGACUCCUUACACCUUCUGUAAAGGUUCAACUAUUGAUAUAUUUCAUGCUCAAAUAUGUAAUGGAGAUUUUACUAUCAGAAUCUAGUGUCAUCACAACAUACUACUUUAACUGGUCAACAAGCACGGUAGCCAUUUUUCUUGCUGGCCUUGGCUUGACAGUUCUUCCUGUAAACAUUGUUGUUGGAAGUUAUAUAACCAACUUGUUUGACGACAGGCAAAUUCUGUUGGCAUCAGAAAUUAUGGUUUUAGUUGGCAUACUCUUAAAUUUCAAUGUAAUCUUUCCGUACUCCGAGCCACAGUACAUCUGUUCAGGUCUUCUUAUGUUUGUUUCUUGUGAAGUACUCGAAGGCAUCAACUUGUCACUGCUUUCACGAGUUAUGUCAUCAAGGCUUUCUAGAGGAACCUAUAAUGGAGGGCUUCUAUCUACAGAGGCUGGGACAAUUGCAAGAGUGAUUGCUGAUGCAACUAUUACCCUGGCUGGCUAUAUGGGUGUGAGUAGGCUCCUAAAUAUCACCCUAAUUCCUUCACUCUUCAUUUGCAUAGUUUCCAUCACUGCAACCGGCUAUACGUACAAUUCUUUAUAUUAAUAAUUUAUGUGGCUGGCUGCAAUUGAAAAAAGAGAAUUAUGCACUGAUGUUUGUUUUAAGAAAAUUUUGACCCCUUGGUGUUUCUUUGUCCAUUCCAUUUUCUUGAUCUAUAAAGACCUUAAGCUCAAUGUAGCAAAAGUAGUGCAUGUUUUAAUCAAUUGAGAGUGAGUUGGUAAAAUUACAGUGUUACUGUGAUUUUUGCAAAUUCACUUUGGUUCCAAACAUGUAUAUAGCAGGAUAUCGAGCUUCGAUAAA
Molecule: messenger RNA, 2351 nt
Organism: Cicer arietinum (chickpea)
Lineage: Eukaryota; Viridiplantae; Streptophyta; Magnoliopsida; Fabales; Fabaceae
Product: SPX domain-containing membrane protein At4g22990-like
Biological process (GO): transmembrane phosphate ion transport from cytosol to vacuole
Cellular component (GO): plant-type vacuole membrane
Molecular function (GO): transmembrane transporter activity
Source: RefSeq, a predicted model, not a curated record